Dipodomys ordii (Ord's kangaroo rat) is the source of this 2203-nucleotide messenger RNA. It is a transcript of the gene Impa1, whose product is annotated as inositol(myo)-1(or 4)-monophosphatase 1. Gene Ontology annotation, molecular function: inositol monophosphate 1-phosphatase activity. Gene Ontology annotation, biological process: inositol metabolic process; signal transduction; phosphatidylinositol phosphate biosynthetic process. The record is from RefSeq and is a predicted model, not a curated record. Bases 1211 to 2044 code for a protein of 277 amino acids. The transcript has 9 exons. NCBI's taxonomy places the organism in Eukaryota, Metazoa, Chordata, Mammalia, Rodentia, Heteromyidae.
UGAGUAUGACAUGCAAACCCAGCACCAUUCAUGUUUGGAAUAUGUUCUACAUUGGCAAUAACUUUUUGUCUCCUGAUUAAACUGUGGAAACAACCACUUAAAAGCAAAGACUCAACCUACUUUCUGAUCCUGUUGUGGCUAGGACAACUGUGCAAUGCUUUUGGCAUUGGUAGAGAAGGAAUUAUUUUAAGGACAAUAGACUCAAUGGGAUGCAAUCUGUUGCAGCCUGUGUCUUUCCUGCCUGUGUACUUUGGAGUCAGGGUAUGCCACUCUCGGCUCCGGUUAUGUGAUCUGGGACAAACCACUUAACAUCAUCUCGCUAGGUUAUCAUUUCUUCAUUUAUAUAAAGAGAAUCACACCUAUAUGGAACUGUUGCAACGUUUCAGUUAAACACUGCAAAUAAAAAUACAGCAAUUGUCUGGUGUGAAGGUGGUGUGAAGGUGGUAAUCCCAGCACUUUGGAGAGAAAGGAGGAAGAUCAGGAGUUUCAACCCAGCCUGAGCUACGUAGUGGGAUUUUGUCUCAAAAAAAACCCAAACAACAACAACAAAAAACACCCCAAAAAACAAAAAACCAGUAUUGGGGAUCCUGCUUAAUGGUCAGGUGCUUGCCUCGCACAUCCAAGUACAACUGCCCGAAGUACAUUUCAGUCUUCAAUAAAUGGCAUCUAAAUGAAUUAUUGAGAAUAGACAGUAGUUUCUGGUAACCAGUAAUUUGUUUAAAUCUAUAUUUACCUAGAAUAGGAUUAGCAACUAAGAGCUGCUCAACUGGAACCACAGCUCCAAUGUUAUGUUCUGUCAAAGACAAGGACAGAAAUAAGAGAAUAGAAGGAAAAAAGGGAACUGGAAAACAUGAACGGAUGGAAGACAAAAGAAGUCGUCAGCAAAAGAAACAAGGUGAUUCUUAAAGAAGAAAAGGCCAGCGGGAGAAAGGAAAUUAGAACUAGAGAAGGUGUCAUGCACCAGGUCUGGCCAAGAAAAGGAGCCAGGCUGCAAUGCACGCCCCGAGGCGGAACUCCAGCGAAGGGGGCGUGGCCAUGUCAAUAGAGCCACGCCCCAUAGCCACGCCCCUCGAGGGAAGACCUUUGUGGAGGCGGGACUUCCUGUCCCGGCGUCCCGUUACCUCCGGAAGAGCGAAUCUUCACUUACCGCCGGCAACUGACCGAGCGAGCGAGCGAGCAGGAUCGAACCCUCGAACCCGAGAUUCAGAAGAUGGCUGAUCCUUGGCAAGAAUGCAUGGACUUUGCAGUAACCCUGGCAAGACAAGCUGGAGAGGUGAUUUGUGAAGCUCUAAAACAUGAAAUGAAUGUUAUGAUUAAAAGUUCUCCAGCUGAUUUGGUAACUGCUACGGAUCAAAAAGUUGAAAAAAUGCUUCUGUCUUCUAUAAAGGAAAAAUACCCAUCUCAUAGUUUCAUUGGUGAAGAAUCUGUGGCAGUUGGGGAAAAAAGUGUCUUAACCGACAACCCCACUUGGAUCAUUGACCCAAUUGAUGGCACAACUAACUUUGUACACAGAUUUCCUUUUGUAGCUGUUUCGAUUGGCUUUGUUGUAAAUAAAAAGAUGGAAUUUGGUGUUGUAUACAGUUGUGUGGAAGAUAAGAUGUAUACUGGCAGGAAAGGCAAAGGUGCCUUUUGUAAUGGCCAAAAACUACAGGUUUCGCAGCAAGAAGAUAUAACCAAAUCACUAUUGGUGACAGAAUUAGGUUCUUCCAGAACACCAGAGACUGUAAGAAUUGUUCUCUCUAACAUGGAAAAGCUUUUCUCCAUUCCCAUUCAUGGAAUCCGGAGUGUUGGAACAGCAGCUGUUAACAUGUGCCUGGUGGCAACUGGAGGGGCUGAUGCAUAUUAUGAAAUGGGAAUUCACUGCUGGGACAUGGCAGGAGCUGGCAUUAUUGUCACUGAAGCUGGAGGAGUCCUUAUGGAUGUAACCGGUGGACCAUUUGAUUUGAUGUCACGAAGAAUAAUUGCUGCAAAUAGCAAAGUGUUAGCUGAAAGGAUAGCCAAAGAGAUUCAGGUUGUACCUUUACAAAGAGAUGAUGAAGAUUAAUAGCAUGGCUUCAGAGUCAACUACAGUUAUGGUUCCUGUGUUCAGACUCGUUGAUAUCAGUCCUAGGUGGAUGACACAGGACUGGGAUAUAGUUCAGAGCUGGAACACUUGCCUAGCAUGCACAAGGCCCUGGGUUCCAACCCUGAGAUCACAAAAAAA